Molecule: messenger RNA, 2750 nt
Organism: Procambarus clarkii (red swamp crayfish)
Lineage: Eukaryota; Metazoa; Arthropoda; Malacostraca; Decapoda; Cambaridae
Source: RefSeq, a predicted model, not a curated record
AGGGCGGGUCUCAAGGAGUGACCAUUGAGGGUGCGGCUGCUGGAGGCGGCGGAUGUAUCAGGAUGCAAAGAAAUGACAAUGCCUUUAGUUCCAGCCUUCCAGAGGAAGUUCAUUCAGCAGUUGACGUCCAGCAUAAUGUCUGUAGAGAAAGUGAUUGCCCACCUCAUCGUGAUACAGGAAGACAAUGUAGUGCUGUGAAAGAGUUCUGUAGAGAGAGAACAAGUGCUGAUGUGUCCAGAAAUUUAUUAAAUAAUAGCAGUGGUAAUUUGGAGAAACGUGCAGAGUCCCAGAGCCCCACACAGAUACAUGCAGACACUGGUGGUCGGGUCCUGAAAGGCGAAUCUGUGGCUGCUGCUGCUGUCCCACCCAGAAUGUUUUACCUUACUCCAGUCUUGAGAGAGACCUUUACUGCUGUAGGAGCUACAAACAAGGCCUAUAGUUUCAGAGAGAUAUUGCAGUUGUUGAAAGUUUACCUGUACAGUAACCGUAGUCUGUUUGACCCCAGUGACGUCCUUUAUGUAAAUUGUGGGAAGGAUUCUCUUGGUCAAGCCUUAGGAGUUGAACGCUUCCACUAUAAUGAUGUUAAGCCUUUGUUAGCCAAAAAUAUAAUUCCAGCAGAGAUGGUGUGUGAGGUAACACGUACAAAGUCUCUCCCUCUUUCCAUAAGUGGAUCUGGUACCAAAGAAAGAAUAAGGGAUCCAAAUUCAAGAAAUGAUUUAGGUUCCAACCAUUCUACAUUAGGUGUAAAUAGCAACACAAGUGAAACUAAUGACAGAACACCACUUUCGCCUGAUGACUGCUCACGUACAUGUAGCAAAACAUUGGGACAUACGAGUGCUUCUGGAACUUUUGAUAAUCCACAGAAACCUCAACAUAUCCAGGGUUAUCUGACAACCUUCCCUGUUCCUGGGUCAUCAAGACAAACGCCAGAAGAAAUAACAUACAGAAAGUACAAUCAAAAUAAAGUCUUGCCUAGUACUUUCAGAAAGUCGGCAUUUCCAUACGUUGUCAAGAGUGGGUCGGAAUCAGAGUCUACAUACAGCCUCAAGGAAUAUGAAACCGCAUUGUGUUUUAACACAGACUAUGUGGAGAGUGAUGCGUGCGUGGAGGACAAUGAAGCUGAUGACGACUCCGUUAUUGAGAAUGCUGGCGUUGCAGUGUUGGCUCUCCACGCUCUGUGCGAGUCUGAGCGAGACUUCUGGCCAGAUGAUGAUAACGAUACAGACGAGUCGAGUGAGACGGACGACCCGGAGCUAGUGGCCGAGAGUUGGUACUGUCUCAGCUGUAGUGAGAAAAACAAGCCAUUUGUACGAUACUGCAGUAAAUGCUGGCAGCUAAGGAAAAACUGGUUACCAGAACGAUCGAAGAAACACAAGAGAAGAAAACCAAGACCAAAGAAUAAGAAAAAGUCUAAGACCAAUGUUGAUAUAUCUCAAGUGGAUAUUUUCAGGCCUUGCCAAAUAAAUUCUAAAGUACAUCCUCUCAUCAAACAAGAUAAGCAAACUCCUAACACAAGAGACCCCUUGUGUUCAGAUGUGUUGACAGACAACGCGCCCUCAACAAGUUAUUCUCUGAAUCGCUGUGGAUCACAAGAUUCUGAUAUUUUCUCCUCGCAGGGAAAUUUGACUGAUCUUAGUCAGGAGUUAAAACAAGAAGGCUCCCAAGAUUUAAAUCCUGCUUGUUAUUUGUCUGAUUUCCCUUCAACAAAUUUCAAGGAUAAAUCUUUUGCAUCUCAUUCAGAAAAAUUGCCUCAUUGUAGGAUAACGACAAAGGAGAGUGCUUGCACUUCGUCACAGGCCUCCAGUGAUCAAUCUGAGGAGUUGAUGAAUACCAAAGAUUUGAAAAUGUCAUUUACAAAGAAAACUGCGAAAGCGACUGAAGAAACAAAACGGUUUUUCAAGUUUUUGACGUCGAAAGGUGGAAUUAGAUGGCUCAAUUCUGCAGAUGGCAAAUGCUUUUUGGCCUCUCAGACUUUCCAGGAAGUGCUUAAGAAAAAAGUGAUCAGAGACUCAAGGAAUAAGUCAGUCAUUGACUUACCUCAAUCUUCAAGAUGGGGUUCCCUUCUAUGCUCGGUGUGUAACAUGUGUCCUAAAAACGCAUCAAUAAUACAUGGCCGGCUUAGUCACCAGGUAACGUGUUAUCGGUGUGCUCAACAUCUUCUGAAUAGUGGCUUACCAUGUCCAGAAUGUCAUCGAAAGAUUCAUAUGGUUUGUAAACAUAUUUUAGUAUGAUAUUGGCAUUGUAGACUUUAUCAAUGAAUGCAAAAUGUCUAAUUUAUGCAGAAUAACAGUGAAAAAUGAAAGGUAAAAAGCUUUGCACUUUUAACUCAAUUGAGUUGUUCAGAGCAAUAAAGUUGUUCUGAGCAACAAUUGAGUUGUUCAGAGCAAUUCAGUUGUUGCUCUGAGCAAUAAAGCUCUGAAAACUCUAGUUUUCAGAGAUGAAUUGGAAUGACUCAAUUGAGUCAAAAGCACCAAGCUGUUUGCCUUUUAUUUUUCACUUGGUUAUUCUGCAUACUUAACAUGUGUUUAACAAUGGAUAAAUCAUUUUGAUAUUAGAUAAAUAUCUAAUUUAUAAAAUAAUGAUCUACCAUAGACAUUCACUAAAAAAACUCUCUCUUGCCGACACCAUGUAAUAUCUUGCUUGUAUUUUGCCAUGAAUGGACAUGUGUUAUAACAGCGCACGUGUUUGCUUAAUAGCCGCCAACACCGCUGUGCACAAGAAAUAACAAAUAAAAUUGUCUUGUAAAAGUG